AUGUAUCCAAUACUAAAUGUAAAAUUGAUGGAUGAUAUGGUUUCGAUUGAAGUUCCACAUGGCGAUCGAACACCAAUAUCACUGUACCACAAUGACCCAUAUAACAACUACACUUGGGACGAUGGAUUGGGCUCUUUGACGCUGCGCGGUAAAGCAAGAAUGUACCACUACGGUGAAACUAUUCGAAAACGAUACUCAUCUUAUGUUGAAAACAUUCUCGCUAAAAAUGUGCAGGCGCAAAGUUCGUUCAAACGGCGUUGCCUCGAGACGACACUUUCGGUGCUCGCCGGACUGGUGCCGCCAACCAACGCCUCACACUGGUCACAGUCGCACGAGUUGGCCAAACUGUGGCAACCGAUUGCAGUGGAAACCACGGAGAGCUCCCGUGCCUGGUUGCUGAACCCCGACACGGAGUGUGCCGCGGCAACAGCCGUCAAGAACGCCAUACCAACUGAAGACCCAGUGCUGAAGGCUUUCCUGGAGAAGAACAAGGACUUUGUGCAGAGAGUUGGCUGGGUUUAUGAUGCCAUCUUCACGGAACGAAACUUUUUUGGCGAUCAGUUUAAAAUGCCCGAAUGGCUGUCAAAAGUUGGCAAUGACACUCUGGCGCGGUUGAAGCAGUUUAAUGACUUUCAGUUCUCCAUUUACGCUAACUGGCCUAAGUACGUUAAACUGCGCGCCGGCUUGCUGUUGAAGCAGACAAUCGACAAUAUGAGGGGAACUGCUGCAAUUAAAGAGCCGCUAACUGCUAAAAAUAGGCAACUCUUUCUCUACGGCACCCACGACACGAUGGUCUCGCCGGUCAUGUUGGCCCUUGGCUACCUCAAAGAGCAGCCCACUUACGGCAGCGGCGUCAUCAUUGAACUGCGAAAGCAUCCUCAAACUAAAGUGCCCCACGUUCAUGUCUUCUACGCUAAUGUCACUAAUAAUGCUCAAAUAGCUGACUUCACUACGACCUUCACCAGACUGGAGCUUAAUCACUCGGAACGAUUCAGCAAGUUGUGUCAUGAAGCAAGCUGUUCACUGGACAACUUUGCCGCUUCACUCAAGGACUAUUUAGUGUCUGAUAUUGAAAAGGAGUGCUCUCUCCCUAAAUAA
Messenger RNA from Rhagoletis zephyria (snowberry fruit fly), 1098 nucleotides. The record is from RefSeq and is a predicted model, not a curated record. Lineage: Eukaryota; Metazoa; Arthropoda; Insecta; Diptera; Tephritidae.